Messenger RNA from Papaver somniferum (opium poppy), 609 nucleotides. RefSeq lists its product as uncharacterized. The record is from RefSeq and is a predicted model, not a curated record. The transcript has a single exon. The coding region runs from base 1 to 609 and encodes 202 amino acids. Lineage: Eukaryota; Viridiplantae; Streptophyta; Magnoliopsida; Ranunculales; Papaveraceae.
AUGGACCCAAUUCGACCAGAAUUCGAACUUUUGGACUCAGCAGGACUUGAGUACCACCUUUGGGUAGCAGAUGUGGAAACUAACUUUGUGGAAAAGGACUUCACCUCCACUAUCAAGCCAUCUGUUGACGCUGCUCCGGCAACUGAGAAAGACAAAGCUAAUUCUCUUAUGUUCCUCAAGAGGCACAUCGAUCCUAACCUACGUUUGGGUUAUCAUCACUUGAAGACACCAAAAGAGAUAUGGGAUGCCCUAGAUAGCCGUUUUUGGAAUAUUCAUGAUUCCUUAAUACCACAAUUGAACGUCUUGUGGAACGAAAUCCGCUUUCUCGAUUAUGUAAAAGUGAAUGAUUUCCAAAAAGACAUGCUGCAAAUUCAGGCACGUAUGGACUUUUGUGGAAAGAAACUUACUGAUGAGGAAAUGAUUCAUAAAAUCCUAUCGACCUUUCCUAUCUCUUCCAUGAUACUAUCAAACCAGUAUCGUUUAGAGGUAGAUAACAAAAGAAUCACCACAUUCAGUAGGUUGAUAAACUUACUGCAAGUGGCUGAAAGGCACAAUGAGAUUCUUGUUAAUAACAAUGCCAGAGCUGUCGGGAAAAAGAAAGUUCCCUAA